UGGUGAAGCUUCUCUAUAUAUACUUAGUCCCAAGACCCUACUGUAAUGUUGAAUGUUACAUACUGCAACACAAUCCUUUUGCAGGAUUGGCGAAUAUGCUGAAAUAUAGUAACAAUAAGAACAACAAGACCUGGAGCCAUUCAGAACGCGAAUUUCUCACUCCCCGUCAUAUUCGCUUGUCUCCUCUCCCAUGAUCUCGAUGCACUAGCCCGUUUAUCCACGAUAAACGUUCUUUAUGACCGCUCCUGACGCUUGCGAGAUAUACCUGAACCCCUCAAACCCAUGCGUAACCAUAGCCAUGACCACGAAUAACUCUUAUCUAAGAGCAUUUUCAGCGGUUCACGGUAUACUCACGACCGUCGUAUAUAGGUCCUAGCAGGGUUCGAUAUCGGUUUUCGGCUAUCUGGGCAACUAUCAUUACGUUUCCGUAUGAUACGACGACCAAAGUUUAACUUCUUAGUUUGGCAAAGGCGACAGCAGUUUGCAAUUGGCUAUCAUCCGAGAUAUACUAGUGACGAUCCAGCAGUUCAGCAGUUCUUAAUAUACUCGUUUUUCGUCGAAUCAGCCUCGUAACGGUGCAUCAUAAUGAGCGAAGCUGGUAUUUGGGAAAGAUGUAAUGCUAGUGGACCAUACCCAUCUAAUAUGGUGCGUGUUGGUGUUGAUUGUGAUGGUAUGAAGAUCUACGUUGGACGAGCAUUUCACAAGGGGGACAUGCUUCCUGCAAAAGUGAUCCCCAGGAAUAAGGUGGCCUACGUAUCUUAUAAUGGCAGAGAAAUCGCGAAAAAGGACUUUGAAGUACUACGCAACGGUUCAUUUGAGUGGAUAAACGGCUCGAAAGGUGCAGUACCGCGAACGGCCAUACGGAUUGGUCAAACAUCUCGCGGUGAACCGCUGUACAUGGGGAGAGCUAACUACAAAUAUUCGCAAACGCCGGGAAAGGUGCAACAGUCGCACGGUUGCUGCUAUUUGCCGUUUAAUGGAACUGAAGUUAGUGUUACCGAUUACGAAGUGCUGUGCGUUCGAUUUUGUUGUGAGAAUUGAAUGGUAAUAAAAAGAAAAACGAGAAGCAAUGUGUUUUUCUGUUAUCAAAUUAGUUUUAAUGUGAUAUUAUUUAGUUGCUAU
This is a messenger RNA of Anopheles funestus (African malaria mosquito), 1122 nucleotides long. RefSeq names its product natterin-3-like. The record is from RefSeq and is a predicted model, not a curated record. The transcript is spliced from 2 exons. Lineage: Eukaryota; Metazoa; Arthropoda; Insecta; Diptera; Culicidae. Bases 586 to 1041 code for a protein of 151 amino acids.